Messenger RNA from Rattus norvegicus (Norway rat), 3474 nucleotides. It is a transcript of the gene Ext1, whose product is annotated as exostosin glycosyltransferase 1. Gene Ontology annotation, cellular component: Golgi apparatus; endoplasmic reticulum membrane; endoplasmic reticulum. Gene Ontology annotation, biological process: glycoprotein biosynthetic process; glycosaminoglycan biosynthetic process; ossification. NCBI's taxonomy places the organism in Eukaryota, Metazoa, Chordata, Mammalia, Rodentia, Muridae. The transcript has 11 exons. The record is from RefSeq and is marked validated. Gene Ontology annotation, molecular function: protein homodimerization activity; N-acetylglucosaminyl-proteoglycan 4-beta-glucuronosyltransferase activity; protein heterodimerization activity. The coding region runs from base 121 to 2361 and encodes 746 amino acids.
GAGCGGAGAGUUUGAAGUCUUUACAGGCGGGAAGAUGGCGGACUGGAGCUGAAAGUGUUGAUUGGGAAACUUGGGUGAUUCUUGUGUUUAUUUACAAUCCUCUUGACCCAGGCAGGACACAUGCAGGCCAAAAAACGCUAUUUCAUCCUGCUCUCAGCUGGCUCUUGUCUCGCCCUUUUGUUUUAUUUUGGAGGCGUGCAGUUUAGGGCAUCGAGGAGCCACAGCCGGAGAGAAGAGCACAGUGGUCGGAAUGGCUUGCACCAACCCAGUCCGGAUCAUUUCUGGCCCCGCUUCCCGGACGCUCUGCGCCCCUUCUUUCCUUGGGAUCAAUUGGAAAACGAGGAUUCCAGCGUGCACAUUUCCCCCCGGCAGAAGCGGGACGCCAACUCGAGCAUCUACAAAGGCAAGAAGUGCCGCAUGGAGUCCUGCUUCGAUUUCACCCUUUGCAAGAAAAACGGCUUCAAAGUCUACGUCUACCCGCAGCAGAAAGGGGAGAAAAUUGCCGAAAGUUACCAAAACAUUCUAGCGGCCAUCGAGGGCUCCAGGUUCUACACCUCGGACCCCAGCCAGGCGUGCCUCUUUGUCCUGAGUCUGGAUACUUUAGACAGAGACCAGUUAUCACCUCAGUAUGUGCACAAUUUGAGAUCCAAAGUGCAGAGUCUCCACUUGUGGAACAAUGGUAGGAAUCAUUUAAUUUUUAAUUUAUAUUCUGGCACUUGGCCUGACUACACCGAGGACGUGGGGUUUGACAUCGGCCAGGCGAUGCUGGCCAAAGCCAGCAUCAGUACUGAAAACUUCCGACCAAACUUUGAUGUUUCUAUUCCCCUCUUUUCUAAGGAUCAUCCCAGGACAGGAGGGGAGAGGGGGUUUUUGAAAUUUAACACCAUCCCUCCCCUCAGGAAGUACAUGCUGGUAUUCAAGGGGAAGAGGUACCUGACAGGGAUAGGGUCAGACACCAGGAAUGCCUUAUAUCACGUCCAUAACGGGGAGGACGUCUUGCUCCUCACCACCUGCAAGCAUGGCAAAGACUGGCAAAAGCACAAGGAUUCUCGCUGUGACAGAGACAACACCGAGUAUGAGAAAUAUGAUUAUCGGGAAAUGCUGCACAAUGCCACUUUCUGUCUGGUUCCUCGUGGUCGCAGGCUUGGGUCCUUCAGAUUCCUGGAGGCUUUGCAGGCUGCCUGUGUCCCUGUAAUGCUCAGCAAUGGAUGGGAGUUGCCAUUCUCCGAAGUGAUAAAUUGGAACCAAGCUGCCGUCAUAGGCGAUGAGAGAUUGCUAUUACAGAUUCCUUCUACAAUCAGGUCUAUUCAUCAGGAUAAAAUCCUAGCACUUAGACAGCAGACACAGUUCUUGUGGGAGGCUUAUUUUUCUUCAGUUGAGAAGAUUGUAUUAACUACACUAGAGAUUAUUCAGGACAGAAUAUUCAAGCACAUAUCACGUAACAGUUUAAUAUGGAACAAACAUCCUGGAGGAUUGUUCGUCCUACCACAGUAUUCAUCCUACCUGGGAGAUUUUCCUUACUACUAUGCUAAUUUAGGUCUAAAGCCCCCCUCCAAAUUCACUGCAGUCAUCCAUGCUGUGACCCCCCUGGUCUCUCAGUCCCAGCCAGUGUUGAAGCUUCUUGUGGCAGCAGCCAAAUCCCAGUACUGUGCACAGAUUAUAGUUCUGUGGAAUUGUGACAAGCCUCUACCAGCCAAACACCGCUGGCCUGCCACUGCCGUGCCUGUCAUCGUCAUUGAAGGAGAAAGCAAGGUUAUGAGCAGCCGGUUUCUGCCCUAUGACAACAUCAUCACUGAUGCUGUGCUCAGCCUUGAUGAGGACACUGUGCUUUCAACCACGGAAGUGGAUUUUGCCUUCACUGUAUGGCAGAGCUUCCCGGAGAGGAUUGUGGGAUAUCCUGCACGCAGCCAUUUCUGGGAUAACUCAAAGGAGCGAUGGGGAUAUACAUCCAAGUGGACGAAUGACUACUCCAUGGUGUUGACAGGAGCUGCUAUCUACCACAAAUAUUAUCACUACCUGUAUUCCCAUUACCUGCCAGCCAGCCUGAAGAACAUGGUAGACCAACUGGCCAACUGUGAGGACAUUCUCAUGAAUUUCCUGGUGUCUGCUGUGACGAAAUUGCCUCCAAUCAAAGUGACCCAGAAGAAACAGUAUAAGGAGACAAUGAUGGGACAGACUUCCCGAGCAUCUCGCUGGGCUGACCCUGACCACUUUGCCCAGCGACAGAGCUGCAUGAAUACGUUUGCCAGCUGGUUUGGCUACAUGCCGCUGAUCCACUCUCAGAUGAGGCUCGACCCGGUCCUCUUUAAAGACCAAGUCUCAAUCCUGAGGAAGAAAUACAGAGACAUUGAACGACUUUGAGGAAUCCCACUGAGUGGGGGAGGGGAGGCAAGAUGGGACUGGAGUCCAGUUGCUCUCUCCUCCCAGUGCAGAUCUGCUCAUGCCCAUCGGUGGAGCCAGACUGUGCCAAGUAUCAAAAAAUGAAAAAAAAAUAAAUAUAAAAAAAACAAAAAAGAUUUUAAAAAAGAAAAGGAAAAAAACAGCUUAGAUGAACACAGUGACAAAACUCGGCUGGAAUCCUGGCUCCUGGGGCCGCGCCAGACUGCUCCAUUCACCUCACUGGCUUCUGUGUCCCACGACUAGGUUGUGUACAGUUUAAUUAUGGAACAUUAAAUAAUUAUUUUUGAAAUGAUUGCUAUGCAGGUUUAAACUUUUUUAAUGAUCAAAACUAUUAAAAACCAGAGUUCUUUCUUUAAUCAAAAUUGUGUUGGUUGUGAAUAUUUCUAAGCUGAUGCUCCCCUCCCUACAGACCUCGUUGCCAUGGGUCACCCAGGAUUUCCUGCAAUGACAGAAACAGACAUCAUGGGAAACACAAUCAGUUAUUUGACAUAGUGUCAGCAAAGCACUGGGCAUACACUAAAACAAGUUCAUAGUCCAGUUUAGAUGUUUGGAUUCCCCUCAGUCUCUAAACUUGCUGCAUGAGAAAAGGUGUUGACUCCAGGUAGGCAGUUCUAACUGAAAAAUUUUAAUAUAAAUAUGGUAAUCUUUUUACAUGGGGAUAGGGAGGGGGGAGAUAGACCAAGCAAACAAGCAAACACUAGUAGAUUUAAGAAAUGUUGAACAAGAAACCAAACAAUCCCCAGCAUGUUAGUGAUGGAAAUCCCACAACUGAAACCCAAUACGUCCUAAUGGUUGGUCAAUAGGCUCAACCACCAACCCAUAUAUCUUUUGGGGGAACCCUAUGCUUUAGAAGCCAAAGGGGGAAAAAUGGGUCCAGAUUAUUUAUAAGACAAGUGGUUUAAUGUGUUUGGAAAAACUCAAGUUGCAAAGGUUUCUCUGUUGAAAAAGAAGCGAUUAUGUGUAACUCCACACCGUUUAACAAGAGGAUGACUGUGAAAAAGGUACCUAACUGGGGGCAUGUCUUGUCAAGGAACUUAUUGGGAUAAUCAUUGAUUUAAGCAAAAAAAAAAAAAA